GCUGCAGCUCGGGCUUUUCUCUCUGUUGUCAUCCGUCAGGGCUGCGUGUGUGUCGAGCUUUGUGCAGGAGAAAUGGCUGGGAUUAAAGCUCUCAUCAGCCUGUCCUUUGGAGGAGCCAUCGGCCUCAUGUUCCUCAUGCUGGGAUGUGCCCUCCCUGUGUACGAUAAAUACUGGCCUUUGUUCCUCCUCUUCUUCUACAUCCUGUCUCCCAUCCCUUACUGCAUCUCGCGGAGAGUGGUCGACGACACGGACUCGGCCAGUAACGCCUGCAAAGAGCUGGCCAUCUUCCUCACGACGGGCAUCGUCAUCUCAGCAUUCGGCCUGCCCGUCGUCUUCGCAAGAGCUGAAGUAAUCGCCUGGGGGGCGUGUGCGCUCGUGCUAACGGGUAACGUAGUCAUCUUCGGGACCAUCCUGGGCUUCUUCAUGGUCUUUGGGUCCAACGACGACUUCAGUUGGCAGCAGUGGUAAAACAGCAGAGAGAGGGGGACCUUAGUCUGAACUGUUUUUAUUAUUAUUAUUAUUAUUAUUAUUAUUAUUAUUAUUAUUAUUAUUAUUAUGGUAUUACUGUUUGGUUCUUGUUGUUAUUUAUAUGAUGACCGCCCAUCCAUAGACUCAAACCAGUGCAAUACUUCCUUUUUUCUUUUCUUUUUUUACCGCCUGCAUCACAUUGAACUGACACAAGUGGGAUGGAAAAUGCUGACUUUCUGUUGGAUCGUUACUCAUUUUAGUUUCCGUGUUUUAGAGCGUUUUUCAUUUGUGUGUUUUAUUUUUGAGCGUUGUAAGAUAAUGAGCGCUUUGGAACAAAUACUGCUUGUUUUAUCUGUGAGAAAAAGACGUUAAAUGGAAUCCAACUGAAUGCAGAUUAAGACUUAAUCUGACCUAGAAGGAAAGGGUCGUCCAGUCUGGGCUGCUUUCUCUAAUUAGUAGACACUCUGGAGGAAGUUUUCUCCACGCUGAGAGUACAGAUGGGUGUACAUUUCCAGUCUUAGUGCUGAGUUGAGUGUAAAUCUGCAGAAAACUGAUACAAACUCAGAUUUUUUUCACUCACUCAUGAUUAGCAUAAAAAAAAGCUAAAUUUCCAUUUGGCAUGAGAUUUAUUAGAUUGAAACUGCUGUGAAAGUCAAGAAGAACUAGGCCGUUACUGCCACCAAACCCCGUUACACGUGUGAAUGUAAAUCAGUUGUCUUUGUAUCAGCAGCAUGUUCUAUAUGUCUGUUUGGGACCAUGUGUCACUUUAAAAUGUUACUCCUUCAAUUAUUUAAAUGUCUGCAACCCAUAAAAAGUCAUCACACAAAAUAAGAAGACAAAUUCAUGAGCAGCAGAGUGUUUUGUUUCCUGAGCUUAGAGGAAGGAGACUCAUUCAGACGACCUCAGCAUCACAGCAGAGAUCAAAUUAAGCAGACGUUGUGAUUACCCAGGUGCCAACUGGAUGCAGGCUGCUUUAGUCAUUCUCCAUAGCCGUUACCUCACUCUGUGUUUUGGGCAAGCGUCGCCGUGUCAGGUCAAGAAAGCAUGAAAAGCUUUUUCGUAGCCGCCAGCUAGCGUAGGAUUAGCUCGAGGACAGUGGCCUUGUUAGAAACUGAGCCAAGCUUAGAACUGGGCGACUUAUAACCGAGGCCUCGUCAGUCACUGACAGCCCCUUAAGCUUCUACAUGUGACUCCUUCAAUAUAAAAGAAUCCGGCGUCAAAGCUCAGUGUUAUAUUUCUCUCUAGAAGCACAUUAGGUCCAGACAUGCCGUCACAUUUCCUCACACCAGCAUUGUGAUGAUAAAAAACACAGUUCUGAUUUGUUUUGUUGGUUUUUAAAGGCGUUUCUGUGCUCUCCUGCCUGUGUGAAGGAAAUCUGUACGUACGGUUGUUUAAUCUGUCGGCAGCUUACAGCCUCUAGUCAGUCAGGUGAUGCUCUGCUGUUUAACCGCAUUGGAUGGUGGCAAAGCUGGAACAAUUCCUUUGGGUCAAUUUUGUUUGAGUGGUUUUGUUUUUGUGGAUGGUUCAGUUUGAAUAUGUGCUCUCUGGAAGAUAAACAAAAUCUGAUAUUUAAUGAGGAAUAAUAUUUAAUUAGUGUCAUUUGUUUUGUGUCCCAGAAUUUCAAAACUUAUUUUUUUAUUUUGUGUUGUCGUUCAGCCCUGAAGGUACUUUUAAGUUGGGUUUCCAUGAACAGCAGAUUUCCAAUUAACGUUUAAGACAAGUUCUAACGAUCCUAAUGUCCACACGUUUUGUCCCAAAGAAUAAUUUCCACUUUCAAAAUCCACUUUUUCAGAUUUAUUUUUUUUAACCACACAUACAGUAAAUUGAACACAUUUAAAGGAAGUGUUUUUGGGGGAAGCUUAUUUGCUUUUCUUUUAAGAGUCAAUUGAGAAGAUUUUGUUCAUAAAACUAGAGCCAAUUCACGAUUAGCCUAGCUUAGCAUAAAGACUGGAUGCAGAGGGAGACAGUUUGUCUGUAAAAGUUCAACAAUAUGCCUCUAAAACACCACUAAAGUUCAUUAUUUAACAUGAAGCUUAUUGUUUUCCACAAAUAAAUAUAUGUAUAUAAAUGACAAAAUGUGGAUUUAUGUGCGUUCACUAUAAAUUGUUGGAUAAACUGCUGUUUGUUAUCAAUAAGUAAAAGCACAUAACUCCUUUUAUAACCACCAUUUGUCCUUUUUAUAUCUAUGCUUGUAUGCGGAUAAAACAAAUGAGAUACAACAUGUUAAUCAGUAAACAUUAGGGAUGUUAAUAGGUGUUUUUUAUUUAUUUUUUAAAGGAUAGCUUCCAGUCUUUAUGCUAAGCUAAUCGGCUCCUGAGUUGCAGCACUAUAUUUGAAGCCAAGGCAAGUGAAUAUUAACACAAAUGAUUUAUAAAUAGGAACAAAACCCUCAUGUUAAGCACAGUGUUUCCUACAUAAAUUAUGGGACAAUAAACAUAUUGAAAUCUGCAGAUUGGCGUUAAAACUUCCCCCUCAGCUGUUACAUUUAUUUAAACUUCCCUGUCUGUUACGUGACUCUUCCAGAGAUCAUAAACCUCAGUGAAGGCACUGAUUGUAUCCAAAGCACCACAGCGAUGGCAGCUUUUUAAUUUAAGUUUAAAUUGUAUUUAACUACUGAAUAACAUUGAAAACUACUGAAAUAUUGUGUGCAUGUUGUUACGUAACACCACGUGGUUGGACAAGCAGGGUAUAACCGGAAUAUUGUGUUCCUGAGGUGUGAAUAUCUGUAUGAAGCUCAAUUUGUUCGUCAAAUGUUCUCUCUGUUCUGUAGUCUGACGUUAAAAACUCCCCGUUGUGACAGCAUCUUGGUUUCUCUUGUGUUUCUGUUUGAAGAGAAAUGUUACGCUUUGUUUAUCACAAAUUUGGGAGAAUAUUGUAUUUAUUUAUUUUAAUAAUCUGACGCUUCGUGUCAAAUGUCCAACGCCAUUUUCUAUCUACAACUUUUCUGUUAAAGAGGCAGAAGUCAGCAUGGUGGUUUUCUUUUCUCUUUGUUUUUUUAAUAAACGCCAUUUU
Anoplopoma fimbria (sablefish) is the source of this 3480-nucleotide messenger RNA. RefSeq names its product leptin receptor overlapping transcript like 1 (gene leprotl1). Lineage: Eukaryota; Metazoa; Chordata; Actinopteri; Perciformes; Anoplopomatidae. Gene Ontology annotation, biological process: negative regulation of growth hormone receptor signaling pathway; late endosome to vacuole transport via multivesicular body sorting pathway. Bases 73 to 468 code for a protein of 131 amino acids. The transcript has 4 exons. The record is from RefSeq and is a predicted model, not a curated record. Gene Ontology annotation, cellular component: endosome.